Larimichthys crocea (large yellow croaker) is the source of this 1566-nucleotide messenger RNA. It is a transcript of the gene sftpbb, whose product is annotated as surfactant protein Bb. Gene Ontology annotation, cellular component: lysosome. The record is from RefSeq and is a predicted model, not a curated record. Lineage: Eukaryota; Metazoa; Chordata; Actinopteri; Sciaenidae. The transcript is spliced from 11 exons. Gene Ontology annotation, biological process: sphingolipid metabolic process. The coding region runs from base 124 to 1182 and encodes 352 amino acids.
GAUUGGGUGCGACCGUCACCCUGCAUAUCCGGUUUCGAUCCUACAGACAGCAGAGCACUGAUGUUAUAUUAGACCGCUCAUCCUCUGCGCUUCGUACCGUUUUGUUCCCCACUUCACAUCAGCAUGUCAGCAGCCGGUCUCCUCCUGGUGAUCCUCGCCGUGUCUGCGUGGCCCGGAGAGUCCAGGUUCAUCAUAGACCCUGUGUCACUAAUUAAACACAAAUCUCUGAGUUUGUGUUCAGAAUGCAGCCAGAUCAUCCAACUGUCCGCCAACAUGAUUUCAAGCAGAGACACUAAGGAGACUAUGUAUGAAACCUUGCAUGCUCUGUGCCAAGUCCUCCCCAAAGAACAGGCGUCAGAGUGUGAUUCACAGGUGAAGACGUAUUUGCCCAAAGUCCUGCAGCAAACACCCGGUCACCUGAAACCAGGAGAUACCUGUAUGGUUUUUGGACUCUGUCCUGCCCACGAGGAGAAGGAAUUACUGAGACUUCCCCACCUUAAAGACAUAUCUACUUCCGCACUCAGCACUGCCACCGACACCCGUAAGGUGUCAAAUCCAGUUUGCACGCUGUGUAUGUUCCUCAUGAAGAAAGUAGAGUCCCUGUUGCCCACAAACAUAACUGAGGAUGCGUUGAUGAAGAUCAUGGAAGAGGUCUGUGAUCUCGUACCACAUAGCUAUAAGGAUGAAUGCGAUGAUUUUGUUGCCAAAUAUGGCACGCAGAUAGUCGAAUUCCUCUUAUCGUCUGCUGCACCGUACACAAUAUGUACUCUUUUGCACCUCUGUUUGUUCAACGAGCAGCCUGUUCCAGAGGUGAUCUUCCCUUCGGACUGUGAGUCGUGCCGCACACUAGCUGUGCUGAGCCGACUUCACCUGGGUUCCAACUCUACCGAACCUGUGACUUCCUCCUUCCUCCAGAGUGUGUGUGCCCAUCACCCUAAUGCCAUCCCCAAGUGCGAGGCUUUCACCAGAAUCUACGGCUCCCGUCUGCAGAAGGUUCUGGGAAACCAAAUUGACGGUCCACAUGCUUGUGAAAGAGCUGAUCUGUGUGUUACCUCACACAAAUCAGAACCGCUUGGAAGGAAUCCUUGUACUUGGGGACCGAGUUACUGGUGCAAAAACAUCCAAACUGCUCAGAUGUGUGGUAACCAGGCCUUCUGUAAGAAAUACAUGUGGAAGAAGUGAAACUGCCUCAGCAGCUCUGGAAAUAGGUGCUCACCAAGAACUACUUUCCUUUUUCCAAAUCUAUUAUUACACUGAUCAACUCUUGAAGUUAUAAAUGUAAUGCACUGAACUCUUUUUGUUUUGUUUUUUUACUUUUUUGGAGAAAUGAUCCGCCUCAUAUGCUUUAUCAGUCAAUCAGCCAAAAAUAUUAGACAAGAAAUUCUCCGGUUUGCAUGAAGUGUCACAAGACUGAGGCUGGGAUUCAGUCUGGAACAUUAGUUUCUGCAGGGGUUAACAGUUUUGUGACAGUUUUUUGUUCACUACAUUGCUAUACGUGUGUUAUUAUGAAUGUAAUGUCUACAUAAGUUGAGCUAUUAAAGGCUAUUUGGACAACUGGUUACUCAA